AUGAUGCGGCCGCCGAAACACGUGCUCCUAGAACUUGAUGAUGACGGCGACCUGCACUCGGUUGACGGCGACUCCGACGCCCCGGCCGAGGCCCCGACCCGAAGGGCCGGUCUACGCGCGAGACCGAAACAACGCGACCUGAGUUGGGGGCCCGGCGAUGGCUCGGAGCCGAAAAAGCCGAGGACAGCCGCCCAAUUACAGGUUGCGGCGCUGCGGCGGCGGCCCGGGCCGGGAAAGGGGGAAAAGACAGUCAUCCUGAUGCGCCGCAUCGGCGACGCGUCGUGGCGGCGCUUCGGCACCCAGAAAGACGCAGCGAAGGCGUUCGGUCUCUACCAGUCCGAAGUCUCGUACCUCAUCAACGACCGAUCGAAGGCGUCCUCGCCCGCGCGCCGGUUCGAGGCUCGACGCGUCGCGGCCACGGCCUCCGUCUGCGACGGGCCAUCUCGACGCGACAAGUGUGUUGAGGGGUCGGCCCAGCAGAAAAAAAACGGCAAGUGGAUCGACAGCCACAUGUUCCCCGGCCGCGAGUUCGACGAUCUCGACGAAUACCGCGCGGCCAAGAAGCAGCGCAAGGAAUUGCGCACCUCAUACUACGCCGUCAACAAGCACAAUACGCACUAAGAAGACCUAAGAAGACCUAAGAAGAUUUACUAA
This is a messenger RNA of Pelagomonas calceolata, 654 nucleotides long. The record is from the annotation of a GenBank genome assembly. NCBI's taxonomy places the organism in Eukaryota, Pelagophyceae, Pelagomonadales, Pelagomonadaceae.